ACAUCCGGCGGAAGGAAAAGGCCUCUCUGUUGACUGUUGGCGACGCUUCCGCUACUCGAGGUGUCGGAGGACCUCCUGCCGAGGCCAUGGCGCCGGUGUCCCGCUCGCGGAGCCCAGAGGAGUCGCCGCCGCCGUCACGGCGGGAUCGGAGCGGCAGCUCAGCCAGCCCUUCCCCGCCCAGGUCCAGCCGGAGCAAGAGGUCCCGAGCCCGGUCUCCGUCCCGGUCUCGGUCCCGCGAGCGCGGCGGAGGCGGAGGCGGGUUCCGUCAGCGGCCCGUCCCGCUUCACCACUUCGGCCACCGCCAUGGCCCAGAGCACUACGGCAAGGAGCAGGAGGAGUCGCUGAGGCAGAGGCGAUUAAACGAGAGAGAGAGAAUAGGUGAACUUGGAGCACCUGAAGUUUGGGGAUUCUCACCAAAGGUUCCUGACCCAGACUCUGAUGAACACACUCCUGCAGAAGAUGAAGAUGGUACAUCUAAAAAGAGCAGCUCUUCUGAUUCCAGCUCAGAAGAGGAGGAGAAGAGGAAGAAAAAGAAGAAAAGGAAGAGAAAAGCUGCUUCACGUAUGUGUGAACCUGUUGUGCAAGACUUGCGUUCAAAUUCCCAUAGUGAUGAGGAAAAAAAGAAAUCCAAGAAGAGGAAAAAGAAGCAUAGGAAAAAAAAGUCCAAGAAAAAAAAGAGUAAAAAGAGCAGGAAAGACUUCAGCGAGUCAAGCAGCGAAGAUUCUGAUGACGACGAACAGCAAGAGGAUGAUCUCUGGAUUGAGAGAUCAAAAAAUGCAGAUGCUGUGGAUUUCAUAGGACCAGAAGCUCCCAUUACUCAUGCCUCUCAAGAUGAUCGGCCCUUGAACUAUGGACAUGCUUUACUCCCCGGUGAAGGCGCUGCCAUGGCGGAAUAUGUAAAAGCUGGAAAACGCAUCCCUAGGAGAGGUGAAAUUGGUCUAACCAGUGAAGAGAUUGCAUCAUUUGAGAAGUCUGGCUAUGUGAUGAGCGGCAGCAGGCACCGGAGAAUGGAAGCCGUGCGUCUGCGUAAGGAGAACCAGAUCUACAGUGCAGAUGAAAAGAGGGCCCUGGCAUCUUUCAACCAGGAGGAGAGGCGGAAGAGAGAGAACAAGAUUCUGGCAAGCUUCCGAGAGAUGGUCUACAGGAAAACCAAGGGCAAAGACGACAAAUGAGCAGGAUGCUCUUCUUGUGCAUAUUGACAAUCGUCUCCUAUUACAGCGAUUCACAAACAGGUGUCCAGCAUCACAGCCCUACUUGUAGGGUGUACUGCUGGUUGAACUUCAGGAAAUGGUUUAUAUGUAUCAAUAGGAACCUUGACAGGUGUAUGUGGAUAGCCUGUUCACAAAUUUGCUGUACGGCAUUAACAGCAGCAGAAGGACAAUGACCUAAAUGAAAUGAGACAAGGCUCUAUUGCAGACUAUCCCAAAAUAUUGCUAGGAAUCCAAGGUACUGUGCCAGUUGGAGGAUUUAAAAGACACUUUGUAAAAUUCUGAGCAGCAAAUCAAGACUUGUGGAACUGAAACUUGGCAUUUUGUUAAAGUUGCUUUGUUUUCAAUCCUUUGCUAAGAGAAUGUUGAGUGUACAGUAUGAGUCACAGAGUGGAUCAGACUGAUCUUCAAAUGGCAUUAGAUAACCAAAUAAAUGUUGGUGCGCAUAUAUAUAUAUAUAUAUAUAUAUAUAUAUAUAUAUAUAUAUAUGAAUUCUUGGAUGCCAACAUCUCAAGUUCUGGGCAAGUACUCUUUGGUGAGAGAAUCCCAGCAGGGAAUUGGAAGGCCCAAUAUAUUCAGCAAAGUAAACCAUGGAAAUAUAGGCUGUUUUACCUUUAAAAUAUGCGCUUUCAAGUGAGUUCCAAAUUUUCCCUCUUCCCCCAGAAUGGGAUAUGACCACACAUUUGGCAAGUUACAAGAUUGUUUACUAACAAACUCUCCAAAGGUCAGAUUCAUGUGCUCUUCCACACAUCAGUCAGAAAAGUUGCACAGGCAGUAAAACUUAACUUAGUUACAAAGUGAUGAAAGUUCCUAGACAUAGGAAGUGAACUGGCAUAGGAAGUGAAGAGUGGUUUGUGAGAAGCCAUGCUGCUAAGCUGGAGUAACCAGUUCAAACCUCUUCACAUGCUAAGGUGCUCAGGUAGACUGGGAGGAAAUGAUAGGUUUGAUUCCCAAGGUAAGGGAACUGACAUAGCUAAGCCUGGCAGGACAGCUAACUCUAUUGUAUUAACCAUUUCAUGCGUUAAUUAGACUUAAGCAUGUUGGUUAUAUGGGGCUAGUUAUCCCACAAUAACAGAUGGUGCAAAUUUAUUGUACCAUUGAUUGCACAAAGACAAAAAGUCAUUAACACAGCCUUUCUAAGCUUCAGAACAGAUUUGUUUGUUGUAUAUUAGUGAGACUUGAUUCUCUUUUACUAGAUUUUAAGUGACUUAAAUUAUAGUCAUUUUCAGUGGCUCUGAUUCCUUGUAAAUAAAGUUGGAGCAGCUCACUUUGUGCAGAUUUGUACAUUUUAAGUAUUAAUAUAUUUUAUAAUUUUAAUGAGAAGCUGUAUAAUGCUGCAGCAGAGUGUCUUCCAGUGACUAGCCUGUUACUGAGCCAGCAGUGUAAUGGGCAUUUGCGCCCUCCCGUUUCUCUUAGUACAGAUUUGCUUUCAUCAUCCUGUACAUUAACUAGUAUGGGGAAUCUGACUGAUAGCUCAUCAAGAGAGAGAACUAUUUGAAGAUUGGAAGCAUCUUCCUACCUGACUUCAUUGUGCAAAUAGAGUUUCAGUGGAAUGAAACAGGUUAGAUAUCCACAGGCUUUGAUGGGCUGAAAACAUGACCCCUAUUGUAGGCAAAGUCUUUAUGCCAGUAUUGAAAUGUGUCUGGCAUGUGCCACCCACUGUGACUUCUGAGCACCUCUGCUCUUUCAGAAGCUUCAAACCCCUUCUAAAAAAUCUCCCUCCCAAGUUCAGGGGACCGUCAGGGGCACAAGGAACUGUGAUGCAAAAUUUGGGAGGGAGUGGUGAAGUCAUAAAAUGUGUACAGGGAGUGGGCUUGAUGUGCAUCCUGUGUACCAUUCCUUUCACAAUUCCAAAACCACGUAUUAUUUCCGGAAAGUUACAUUUAAAAUUGUUCCCCUGGGUGCACCUUAGUUGUUUUUUAUCUAUGGCUUGUCAGUUUCAAGCCAUGACUCGUUCUUUCAAACAACUAUAAAAAUAAACAUUUGACAGUGUUUGAAAGCACUUGCCAUUUGGAAAAUUGGAACUCGGGGCUGUGGCUCACAAGCAGGUCUUCAAUAAAGAUCACAUGUCAACGGC
This is a messenger RNA of Podarcis muralis (Common wall lizard), 3285 nucleotides long. The record is from RefSeq and is a predicted model, not a curated record. NCBI's taxonomy places the organism in Eukaryota, Metazoa, Chordata, Lepidosauria, Squamata, Lacertidae.